Messenger RNA from Diaporthe amygdali, 3138 nucleotides. RefSeq names its product exoribonuclease 2. Gene Ontology annotation, biological process: nuclear-transcribed mRNA catabolic process. The transcript has 3 exons. Gene Ontology annotation, molecular function: 5'-3' RNA exonuclease activity; zinc ion binding; RNA binding. The coding region runs from base 1 to 3138 and encodes 1045 amino acids. Gene Ontology annotation, cellular component: nucleus. The record is from RefSeq and is a predicted model, not a curated record. NCBI's taxonomy places the organism in Eukaryota, Fungi, Ascomycota, Sordariomycetes, Diaporthales, Diaporthaceae.
AUGGGAAUUCCCGCGGCCUUUCGGUGGCUUUCCACCAAAUACCCAAAGAUUAUAUCCCCUGUUAUCGAGGACCAGCCUCUGACCAUGGAUGAUGGCACUGUCAUUCCUGUCGAUCAUACGCAGCCCAACCCAAAUGGUGAAGAGUUCGACAAUCUUUACUUGGACAUGAAUGGCAUCGUCCACCCUUGCUCACAUCCAGAGGAUAGACCCCCUCCCAAGGAUGAGGAGGAGAUGAUGGUCGAAGUUUUCAAAUACACCGACCGAGUGGUCAACAUGGUAAGGCCGCGCAAGCUGCUCAUGAUUGCUGUCGAUGGUGUUGCCCCCCGUGCCAAAAUGAAUCAGCAACGUUCCCGUCGUUUCCGUGCCGCACAGGAUGCCAAGGAGAAGGAAGAGGACAAGCAGCAGUUGCUCACCCUACUGAAGCGACAGAACGGAGGGACACAUCCUGCAGAAUCUACCGAAGAAGUUGUCAAGAAAGCUUUUGACUCAAACUCCAUCACGCCUGGAACGCCUUUCAUGCAGAUCUUGGCCGCCAGUCUGAGAUACUGGUGUAGUUACAAAUUGAAUACCGAUCCAGCAUGGGCGAAUAUCAAAGUCAUCAUAUCAGACGCGACUGUCCCUGGAGAAGGCGAGCACAAGAUCAUGAACUUUGUUCGCUCCCAGCGAUCCUCGCCUGAACAUGACCCAAACACACGCCAUGUUAUCUAUGGCCUAGAUGCCGAUCUUAUCAUGCUUGGUCUUGCCACCCAUGAGCCUCAUUUCCGAGUCCUGCGUGAGGAUGUCUUCGCCCAAGAUAGCAGGGUCAGAAUGUGUAAGUUGUGUGGGCAGAAGGGCCACGAUGCCCAGAACUGCAGAGGGGAGCAGAAGGACAAAGAUGCCGACUUCGACGGCAAGGACAAUGCCCAUCCGUUGAAGCCUUUCAUCUGGCUCCAUGUCUCUGUUCUUCGCGAAUAUCUCGCUGUCGAACUCGAUGUGCCCAACCUUCCCUUUCGUUGGGACAUCGAGCGUGCCAUUGAUGACUGGGUCUUCAUGUGCUUCUUCGUCGGUAACGAUUUUCUGCCCCAUCUUCCUGCCCUCGAGAUCCGAGAGAAUGGAAUCGAUACACUUACUGCCAUUUGGAAAGACAACCUGCCUUUCAUGGGCGGCUAUCUCACCAAAGAUGGACACUGUGACCUGGAACGGGCGCAACUCAUACUGGCUGGUCUUGCGAAGCAAGAAGAUGCCAUAUUCCGCCGCAGAAAGGAGACAGAGGACCGCCGUGAAGCCAGCUUCAGAAGGCGGAAGGCAGCUGAGCAAGCUCGAGGAGGCGGGCGCAACAAUUCAGGCCCCCAGGGAAGGAAUAAGCACCAGAAGAUAGACAACAUGGUGCCUGGCCUCGCUCCUGAUGCUGCUUUCGUGCCAAUCUCGAGCUUGCCUGGCCCUUUGUCCAAGCCAAACAGUGCAAUCACUCACGACAUGGUUGUGAACAGGAAUUCUUUGCAGAAUGCAAACACGGCCAAUAAGAGCGCUGCCAGCGUUCUGAAGAGCCAGAUCCAAGGUUUGAUGGCCAAAUCCACAGAGCCCAAGGAAGAUACGGCGAAUGGCGAAGAAAGUUCACAAGCCCAGGAAAGCCCUCCCUCAGCUGCACGCAAGCGCAAAGCAGACAUUAUGGAGCAGGAAGAAUCCGGCACACCGAGCACUGACAGUCCUGAUGCCGUUACGCCAUCUACUACAACUGAGAAUGAAGGACCAGUCGAUACAGUGAGACUCUGGGAGGACGGAUACGCCGACAGAUAUUACGAGCAGAAAUUCCACGUGGACCGAAACGACGUCGAAUUCCGUCAUGAAGUUGGGCGCGCAUACGUCGAGGGCCUGGCAUGGGUGCUGAUGUACUACUUCCAAGGUUGUCCGUCUUGGGAUUGGUACUAUCCGUAUCACUACGCCCCCUUCGCUCAGGAUUUUGUAGACUUGAAGAAGGUCGAAAUCAAGUUUGAAAAGGGAAGGAUAUCCAAACCUUACGAACAACUAAUGAGCGUUCUUCCUGCGGCUUCCAGACACGCCAUUCCUGAAGUCUUCCAUGACCUCAUGACCAACGACGACAGUGAAAUCAUUGAUUUCUAUCCCGAGGAUUUCGAGGUUGAUCUGAAUGGAAAGAAGAUGGCCUGGCAAGGCAUCGCGCUUUUGCCGUUCAUCGACAUGCCCCGACUCCUCGAGGCUAUGGCCAAGAAGUACCCGUUGCUGAGUGAAGAUGCUAUGGCGCGGAAUGAACCCGGGCACGACGUUCUCAUAAUUUCAGACGCUCACCCCGGAUUAUAUGACGAUAUUAUCACUCACUUCUACUCGAAGAAACAAGGCGCGCCGAAACACCAGCUUGACCCGAGGAUAAGUGAUGGUUUGGCGGGUGAGGUCGCAAAGAUUCAGGACUAUCUACCUCAUGGGGCUUUGACCUAUCCGCUUGAGAGAAAGUCAAUGCCUGACCUUGACUAUGACCGCUCUUUGAGUGUCCAGUACGAAAUGCCAAGCAGCGCGCACACGCACAAGUCCAUGCUGCUUCGUGGUGUCAAGCUACCAACGCCAGCCCUUGACCGCAACGACAUUGACGAACUUCGAUCGAAGGGCCGCCGGGGAGGUAGAAGCUACGGAGGCGCACCUCUGGGACGUCAUAACUACCAGAACGGUCGUACUGAGCCCAUCAACUACGGUCCUGGGCGCGGUGGUUAUCAAGGUGGUCGUGGUCGAGGAGGCUCAGGAGGAGGUCAUGGUGGACGUGACAGCUAUCCUCCGCCCAGAAAUGGUGGUGGUUAUCCAGCCCCGCCUCCAAAUUGGGUGCCACCUCCUCCGGGAACCGCGGGCUUUGGUAGUGGUUUGCCACCGCCGCCGCCACCUGCUCAUUUCGGCAAUGGCGGUGGAUACGGGGGAUACGGGGGUGGGUACAACCAGAGCCACGGGAAUGGUGGAGGAUACGGUGCGCCCCCCGGCCAGUACUACGGUGGUGGUGGAGGCGGAGGCGGAGGAGGCGGAGGUUAUCAAGGCCAUCAAGGUCAGGGGUAUCAACAACCGACGCAUCAUGGUCGCGAUGACCGUCGACAAGGAGGUUACGGAGGGGAUAGGGGAUACGAUCGCGGCCACGGUGGCAACGGUCGUGGCUACCGUCGCUAG